CGGAGAUUGAGCCAGAGCUUGAACCUGGUGGUCCAUGAGCAGCUUCGUGAUGGGGAGAAGCGCCACAAGUGCUCAGAGUGUGGGAUGAGCUUCAGAUGGAGGUCCCUCCUGAUCUCCCACCAGAGGAUCCACACUGGGGAGAGGCCCUACGAGUGUGGGGAGUGUGGGAAGAGGUUUCACAGCAGACGCAAUCUCCUCCAGCACCAGCGCACGCACACAGACGAAAAGCCCUUCCGCUGCCCCGACUGCAGGAAGGGAUUCAGGCAAAACUCCGACUUUAUCCGCCACCAGCGCAUCCACACGGGGGAGAGGCUCUACGAGUGUGAGGAGUGUGGGAAGAAAUUUCACACCAGAGGCAAUCUCCUCCUGCACCAGCGCACGCACACAGAUGAGAAGCCGUUCCACUGCAUCGACUGCGGCAAGGGCUUCAGACGAAGCUCCACCCUCACCUACCACUGGCGCAUCCACACCAGGGAAAAGCCCCACAAGUGUGAGGAGUGUGGGAUGAGCUUCAGCCACAGCUCCAUCCUGAUCUAUCACAAGAGGAUCCAUACUGGGGAGAGCCCCUACAAUUGUGAGGAGUGUGGAAAGGGCUUCAGGCAGCAUGCAGAACUGAUCUGCCACCAGUACAUCCUUACUGGGGAAAGGCCAUACAAGUGUGGGGACUGUGGGAAGGCUUCAGACCGUUCUAAACUAAUCCUUCACCAAAGGAUUCACACUGGGGAGAAGCCCUACGAGUGUUCUCAGUGUGGGAAGAAGUUUCCCACCUGCUCCAAGCUUUUCAAGCACUACCAGACACACACAGAAGAGAGGCCCUAUGAGUGUCCUGACUGCAGGAAGGGCUUCAGGGAAAACUCUACCCUCAUCAUCCACCAGCGCAUCCACACUGGGGAGAGGCCCUACGAGUGUGGGGAGUGUGGGAAGAGGUUUCGGACCAGCAGCCACCUCCUCGUGCACCAGCGCAUCCACACAGACGAGAAGCCCUUCUGCUGCCCCGACUGCGGGAAGGGCUUCAGGGUAAAUGACGCCCUCAUCAGACACCGGCGCAUCCACACCGGGGAAAAGCCCCACAAGUGUGCAGAGUGUGGGAUGGGCUUCAACCACAGCUCCAGCCUGAUCAGCCACCAGAGGAUCCACACUGGGGAGAGGCCCUACAAGUGUGAGGAGUGUGCAAAGGGCUUCAGGCGGCGUGCGGAGCUGAUCUGCCACCAGUACAUCCACACUGGAGAAAGGCCAUACAAGUGUGGGGACUGUGGGAAGGGCUUCAGGCAGCGUUCCAACCUAAUCAUUCACCAAAAGAUCCACACUGGGGAGAGGCCCUACGAGUGUUCUGAGUGUGGGGGGAGGUUUCCCACCAGCUCCAGGCUCCUCAGGCACUACAAAACACACACAGAGGAGAGGCCCUACGAGUGUCCUGACUGCAGGAAGGGCUUCAGGAGAAACUCCGACCUCAUCAUCCACCGACGCAUCCACACGGGGGAGAGGCCCUACGAGUGUGGGGAGUGUGGGAAGAGCUUCUCCCAGAAGUCAAACUUGACCCAACAUCAAUGA
Messenger RNA from Oenanthe melanoleuca, 1551 nucleotides. RefSeq names its product zinc finger protein 271-like. NCBI's taxonomy places the organism in Eukaryota, Metazoa, Chordata, Aves, Passeriformes, Muscicapidae. The record is from RefSeq and is a predicted model, not a curated record. Gene Ontology annotation, molecular function: DNA-binding transcription factor activity, RNA polymerase II-specific; RNA polymerase II transcription regulatory region sequence-specific DNA binding. Gene Ontology annotation, cellular component: nucleus. Gene Ontology annotation, biological process: regulation of transcription by RNA polymerase II.